Messenger RNA from Periophthalmus magnuspinnatus, 1488 nucleotides. It is a transcript of the gene gtf2e2, whose product is annotated as general transcription factor IIE, polypeptide 2, beta. The record is from RefSeq and is a predicted model, not a curated record. Gene Ontology annotation, biological process: transcription initiation at RNA polymerase II promoter. Gene Ontology annotation, cellular component: transcription factor TFIIE complex. The transcript is spliced from 8 exons. Bases 184 to 1044 code for a protein of 286 amino acids. Lineage: Eukaryota; Metazoa; Chordata; Actinopteri; Gobiiformes; Gobiidae.
CGGAAGUGCAGACCGGAAGUGUAUAAUGAGACACCGCAGAGACAAACCGCACACUUUACUUUUCCUUCUAAACAAACGUUCAUCAUAACAGGAAGGAAUUUUGUUUUUAUUUUUUUACGUAAUACUUUAGUUUUAAUCUUCACAAACGAGAGCGUUUCUUUGGGAUCUGAGCGGAUUCUCAGGAUGGACCCCGCUCUGCUGAGGGAGCGGGAGCUGUUCAAAAAGAGAGCCCUCUCUACUCCUGCUGUAGAGAAAAGACCUGCUUCUUCUGAUUCAGGCUCACACAAGAAGAAGAAGCCCAAAGUCGAGAGGGACAGCUCCUCUGGCACCAAACACGGCUCUGACUCCACAAAUGGAAUAAACAUCAAGACGAGUUCUGGAUACAAGUUUGGAUGUUUGGCCAAAAUAGUGAACUACAUGAAGACGAGGCAUCAGAAUGGAGACACUCACUUCCUGACUUUAGAUGAAAUUCUGGAUGAGACGAAACUCCUCGACAUCGGCAUGAAGCAGAAACAGUGGCUUAUGAACGAGGCUCUCGUCAGUAAUCCAAAAAUUGAAGUUCGAGAUGCAACGUACGGGUUUAAACCAAAGUACAAUCUAAAAGACAAAAAAGCUCUGCUCAGGCUACUGGACAAACACGGACAGCAGGGACUGGGGGGAAUUCUGCUGGACGAUGUUGAGGAGGGCCUUCCCAACGCUGCCAAAGCCAUUAAGGCGUUGGGAGAUCAGAUCAUCUUUGUUACCAGGCCAGACAAAAAGAAGAUUCUCUUUUACAACGACAAACACUGCCAGUUUCUUGUAGAUGAAGAGUUUCAAAAGCUGUGGAGGAGCGUUCCUGUCGAUUCAAUAGAUGAAGAAAAGAUUGAAGAGUAUUUAAAGAAACAAGGCAUUUCCUCAAUGCAAGAAACGGGACCAAAGAAAGUGUUACCAGUUCAGAAGAGGAAGAAGCAAAGCGGACAGAGGAAAAGGCAGUUCAAGACUCACAACAAUCACUUGGCUGGUGUUUUGGAGGACUAUUCAGAGGGUGUGCCAGCCAAUAAAUGAAGCGCCUUCUUUCGUUUCGGGUCAGAAAACAGUAUUUUUGGAAACGGCUGGAUGUGCCCAAACUAUAAUAGACUUCUGUCAUCUCUGGUCUUUAUUGGUCUUAGUUUAUCGUGUUAAUUCUGGCUUUUUUUUGGAUCAGAGAUGAGACACAAGACUGAGUGUGCGAGGUCAUAUGCUGUAAAUGCAGUAGAACUUGUUUUAUACAUAUACCAUUGUGUGAGGAAAACUGUGUUACAUUUGGAGGACCAGGUGUUGGAUGUUCUCAUUAAUCAGCCAGUGCUGUGCAUUACAUUAAUUACAUUAAACUUUACAGUUUUAUCUGUUAUUGAGACAUUUAUUUAAUACUCUAAUGAUUUCAGGACUUGUUUUUUUUUUUUUUAAAUGUUGCAGGAAGUACAGAAGUGACUACCACAAGCUUGAUUAUAUGUUUACAUUGGUGUGUAU